This is a messenger RNA of Eruca vesicaria subsp. sativa (arugula), 780 nucleotides long. The record is from the annotation of a GenBank genome assembly. NCBI's taxonomy places the organism in Eukaryota, Viridiplantae, Streptophyta, Magnoliopsida, Brassicales, Brassicaceae.
AUGGAGGAUAAACAGCUAGGGAUAAUGAGAGUUCAUGUGCAAAGAGGGAUUAAUCUCGCGAUUCGUGAUUCCACCACCAGUGAUCCUUAUGUUGUUGUCACAUUGGGUAGUCAGAAACUGAAGACGCGUGUGAUCAAUAAUAACUGCAAUCCAGUGUGGGAAGAACAACUGGCCUUUACCAUCAAAGAUGUGACUGAUCCAAUCCGUAUGACGGUGUAUGAUAAAGACAGAUUCUCUGGAGAUGACAAGAUGGGUGAUGCGGAUAUAGACAUGAGGCCGUUUCUUGAAGCGCACCAGAUGGAGUUGGACUUCCAGAAGCUCCCCAAUGGUUGUGCAAUCAAGAGGAUCCGUCCAGGGAGGACCAACUGUUUGGCUGAAGAGAGCAGCAUCACUUGGAGCAAUGGGAAGAUCACACAGGACAUGAUUCUUAGAUUAAGGAAUGUGGAGUGUGGGGAAUUGGAGAUCAUGCUUGAGCUGACUGAUGCUCCAGGCUGCAAGGGUCUUGGAAGAGAAGGAUCAAAGAAGACAUCAUGGAUGCAAACAAAACAAUUGGACUAAGAUGCAGAAAUGAUAAACAGAGAUGUUGAAGAUGUGGUUGUUGUUGUUUUUGUCCUUCUGUUCAUGCAAAUACUAGUUCAUCUUUGUCUCAUCAGAUAUAUAUUUUUUGUUUUGUUUCAAAAGGCUCUGCUUUGGUCUUUAGUUACAUGUUGAAUACAACCCUAAACUCUUAAAUAUAUUUGUAUGUGUUUCUACUAUUGAAGAAAUAAAGCAAACCCUGAA